This is a messenger RNA of Pistacia vera, 744 nucleotides long. RefSeq lists its product as uncharacterized. The transcript has a single exon. The record is from RefSeq and is a predicted model, not a curated record. The coding region runs from base 1 to 744 and encodes 247 amino acids. Gene Ontology annotation, molecular function: zinc ion binding; nucleic acid binding. Lineage: Eukaryota; Viridiplantae; Streptophyta; Magnoliopsida; Sapindales; Anacardiaceae.
AUGGUGGUCAAAGAGUACUCAAUCAAGUUCAACUCCUUGGCUAAGUUUGCACCCACACUAGUCAGUACACCACAGACCCGAUUGGAGAGAUUUGUGGGCAGACUUCAUCCCAUUAUCACCAGAGACGUUAUGUCAGGUCAUCAGCCCUCCCAAACAUAUAGUGAAGCACUCAUUAGAGCCAUCAGAGUGGAGGUGUACUUGAGGAAGGAGACCAAAUUAAAUCUUCCCCUAGCAGUGGCAAGCAAUCCUCUCCAGAUUGGCCAGUCCAGUAGUGCAAAACAAGUUGUUGGCAAAGACGAUAAUGGUAAAAGCAAGAAAAGAGUCCCACCUAAAGCCAACAAGAAGGACAUAAAGAAAAAGGGCCAACAGAGGAAAUGUGAGAUCAGUUACUAUAAGAAAUGUCGAAGGAGACACAAGGGUGAAUGUCUGGUGGGGACCAAUGUUUGUUUUAGAUGUCGCCAGCCAAGUCAUAUUGCAAGAGAUUGUCCCAUUGGUUCUAUAACUUUAGUACCCGUAGUUGGAGGUAUGACAACCAGGGUAUAUAAUGUGGCCCAUAUGGAGGCAGAUGCUAACCCUUCAAUAGUCAUGGGUCAGUUCUUAUUCCAUGAUACUCCUUUGUAUGUCUUGAUUGAUUCUGGUGCUACACAUCCCUUCAUCUCCUAUGGUAUGAUUAAAAGAAUAGGGUUAAUUCCUAUUAGAGUAAACAUGCCAUUAGGAUUGAAUUGCCUGAUGGUGAGGGUGUAG